CACUUGGCCAACGGGACCGAGCGACGCGCAUUGCGCUCCAGCUGCGCUCUUCUCCGGCCGACUUCAGUGCCUUCCGUGUCGUCUCUUUCUCGCCCUCUCUCUUUCUCUCUCUCUCUCGCCUUAAGCGCCUGCGUACGUGUGCGUGCGCGUCAUCGUUCUGUACUACUGUCGUUGAAUCGCGUUUACGUUUUCGCCGCGAAAUGUCGUCCGGCAGCUGGGAGCUGGUCAGCAGGAAGAAGGACAGGGGCAACGACAAGACGAACAAGCUGACGAAGGCCGAGAAGAAGAAGUUCAUCGAGAACGCGCCGAAAGUCGAGGACUUCCUGCCGUUGAGUCAAGUGAAGACGCUGUACGACAAUCUGGACGGAAACAAGGAGAACAAGAAGCCUGCCAAGGCGCAGGGGAAAGAGCACAAGACCAAGGAGAAUGAGGAGAGGAGGAAGCAGCAGCAGAAACAGCAGCAGCAGCAGCAGCAGCAUGUUGAGAAGAAGAAACAAGAGCCGAAGGAGAAACCUCCGAAGACCGUCAAGGAUGCGUUGAACGCGAUCAACGCGCAGGAGCUCAACGAACUCCUGGCCACCGCGCAAGUCAGAUUUCCCGAGGCCCCCUUGCUCUGGCUGAAGGAGCUCGACGCCUUCCUCAACAUCAAGAUACCCGUAAACAAGGAAGACGUAAUAUUCUCAGGAAAACCCAAGGAUUACCCGUUAAGUUUAGUACCUAAGGCGAUCUCCUCCAUCCUGGAGCGGGCGGUGGAGAUGACGGGCCAGCAGAGCGUACAAAUUUUCUACGAGAACACCCUCACCGCGAUGGCCACCGACAUGGUCAAGGGGACACCCGUCGUCGGCCACAAGAUAUUUCUGCAACUGCUGGCGCACUUGAAUCCCGAGAUGACCGCCGCCAACAUUCCCAAGCUGAUUACCAUUCGGAACUCGUACGAGAACAGGAAGAACGUCGGCCUGUCCCUGCUGUGGGCCUGGUCGCAGGCCGGCAUUAAGGACCUCGCGGUCGGCUUGAAGAUCUGGCACGAGGUGAUGUCGCCGAUGCUGGAGGCGAAGGGCUACGCCAGCUACGUCGUGCAGAUCCUCAACGAUCUGGUCUUCGGGCACGACAACGUCCACGAUCUCAGUCUGGAUCUGUAUCUGAGCAUCAUCGUGGACACCUACUCUCAGAGGUUUCAGAACAUUCAACCCGCGAGUCUGGGGAAGGACCUCGGCGCGAGUAUCGACAGGCUGAGGGCAAUACUGUUUAGGAACAAGGACAUAUGUUACACGAAGUUGUUCGAGAUGUUGAUGGGGAAAGUGUCGCAGAAAUCGGAUCCAAAUUACAGGCACGAGCUGAUUAAGGUUCUCGCGGACUGCCUGGUCACGGAGCCACUCUGCUUCACUACUUGGAGUUCCAUUUAUACCAAGCAUUUGUACCAAUCCAGUCUUCUUCUGUCGUACAUUGAUACGAAUUUACCUAGUUUACACAGCAAGUUCAAAGCUAAGCAUUUCAAAGAAACCCUCGGAGCUAUCCAGAACAAUAAUGAAAAGUGGAAAAAGGCGAAAGACGAUAGCCUGGCGCUUGCGUGCAAGAAAACGUCUCAGGUACUACUGAAGAAAAUGACGUCCUCCAGCCGCGGCUUUCCAUGGAGAUCUGCUAGCCUCCUCCUGUUGCUGCUGAUCGGCGCUAUCGUGGCGUACGACACGCAGAAGCAUGGCUCCUUCGAGGCAUCCCAAGUUGGAAAGUUCUUGAAAACUAGCGGGAUAUUGAAACACGUAGAAAAGGCGUGGACUACUCUAAAGUUCUAUUGGUCUGCAGGACACAAAGCAAUUAAGGAUAGCUCGCCGGAGUAUUACAAAGCCGUUGUAGAUUUGUGUGCACCAUACGUUAAAUUAGCUGGCGAUCUAGGCCUGGUAUUAAGAAAUCUCUCGAUUAAACUGUACAACAAUGCUGCGGCGUACGUCGAAAGGAAUAUACCUGUAAUUCGGGACACGAUCGAGUAUUACGCUCCAGGGAUCUUGGAACAAAUUAAAUCCCGGAGUGUUCAGGGACUGGAGUUCGUGAAAGUUUCCUUCGUUCUGAUCGGGGAGAAAGUUAUUGAACAUUCCACCGCGUCGAUACAGUGGCUGGAGAAGAACGUCUUCGUGGGCAAGCUCAGCCCGGACAGCCUCCGCGGUUACGCCAUAUGGGCUUUCGACACGACGCAGUCGUACGCCGUGCAGACGUACGAUUGGGUGUACGAGAAAGUGCAGACUCUCUCCAAAGUGCCAUGAAUAAAAGAGAAUUCAAUGGUUUUGCUGUACGAAUAACUAUUGCGUCGAUGACGAAACACCUCCUCGCCUCACCACGCGACUCGGCAUUUAUUAUUUAUGACACGGAAGCGUUAACAUGUAUAUUUUUCGGAAGAUCACGAAUGCGUCGGCCAUUUCACCUGUGAUAUCUCGAUGAGAAAAUCUAUAUCUUGCUUUGGUCGGCACCGACGCGGGAAACUUGGUGAUCUUCCAAUGCAUUUCGAACAAUCGCGAACAUUUUUUUAAGAUAAAUACUUUUCUGCCGCUUUCUUUGAAAUUAUUAUGUAAUAUAUAUAUAUAUGUAUACGUGUGUGUAUAUCUUUCCAUACGUUAGAUCUACUGUACGCAAAUCGUUGAAAGUGCGAUCUUUAGUAUUUUGUAUUUUCACCUAUAAUUUUGAGGAUUUUGAUUGAAUAUACAUUCGAUUGUAUUGAA
Vollenhovia emeryi is the source of this 2708-nucleotide messenger RNA. It is a transcript of the gene Tmem214, whose product is annotated as transmembrane protein 214-A. Gene Ontology annotation, cellular component: Golgi apparatus; endoplasmic reticulum. Bases 201 to 2255 code for a protein of 684 amino acids. The transcript is spliced from 9 exons. NCBI's taxonomy places the organism in Eukaryota, Metazoa, Arthropoda, Insecta, Hymenoptera, Formicidae. The record is from RefSeq and is a predicted model, not a curated record.